Messenger RNA from Cuscuta europaea, 1916 nucleotides. NCBI's taxonomy places the organism in Eukaryota, Viridiplantae, Streptophyta, Magnoliopsida, Solanales, Convolvulaceae. The record is from the annotation of a GenBank genome assembly.
AAAAAAGUAUGACAUCAAUUAUCUUUUUUGACAAGUAAUGUAAUUUUGACUCCCAAAUUCCCAAUGUUAACUUUUCCCUUUUAUCGCAUAACAUGUGAUGCUUGGCUCUAUCCGUGCACUGUGGAUCUUCAAUCUAUCAAUUACAUGCAGUGUAUUUGGGUGGAUAUGAGAGUGAAGAUAUGGCAGCUCAAUCUUAUGAUUUGGCUGCUCUCAAGUACUGGGGUCCAUCAGCUAAGACCAAUUUUCCGGUCUCAAUAUAUGAAAAAGAGAUUGAGGAAAUGAAGGCUAUGUCUAUUGAGGAGUUUAUUGCCUCAUUAAGAAGGAAAAGUUGUGAAUUUUUACGCAGAACUUCUAGAUAUCGUGGCGUUACAAGAGAUCAGCAUCAGGAAGGGUGUUGGCAAGCGCGCAUAGGGAGCGUAUCUCAAGAGCGGAAUAUAUACCUUGGAACAUUUGAGACGGAGGAGGAAGCUGCUGAAGCAUACGACAUAGCGGCAAUAAAGUUGAGAGGUAGGAGUGCAAUAACCAACUUUGAGCUAAGCCGAUAUGACAUUGGACGCAUUAUGGCUUCAACGCUUCCCAUCCCCUCCCUGAAGCGCCAGAAGGCUUCCAAUAUUGAACCAGCUGAUCAGCAACAGCAGCAGAAAUCGUGGGCUGAAAGUGGUGGCGGUGGCCAAAGUAGCAGCGGUGGUGGUCACGUCCUCAAUGUUGGCAUGUUUGAGCGGCAGCCGCUGGGUGUUUAUCAAUCUGUUCCCGGGGAUUAUGAGUUGCCGCCACUGCCUCCGUCCUAUCUUUCCCAUCCGGCCCAACCCAAUGGAUACUCGGUCAAUUCUAUGGAUUCAUCUCAUGGAAAUGUUGGGUUCCAGGAGACUCUGCCAUGCGGAGCCAGCAGCAACUGUGAUAUUGGUGGUGGUACUAUUAAUGAUAUCAAUAAUUUUGAGAUGUUCCGGCUGCCAGGUAUUCAAGAAUCUGUUCCCGGGGAUGAUGAAUUGGAGGCACUGCCACCGUCCUAUCAGUACAACUACAACCCUGUUUUCUAUCCGGUGGAAUCCAUGGCAAACUCAUUUCUUGGUUUGGAUGCAUAUGAUGAAAUUACUGGAUUCCAGGAGACACUGCCACCCGCCUCCAGCAGCCAGGAUGGUGGUGGUUUUGGCAUCCAUAGUUUUGAAAUGUUCCAGCUGCCGGGUGUUCCAAAUGCAGCAGGUUUUGCAGAAUGGCCAGGCAACAAGAAGUUAAGGCCAGAGUAGUAACUAACUAAAGAGGCUGGCCAUGAUCUAUCUGGCUUGGGAUACAGAUCUAUUCCCUGGAAUGUUCAUCCAUCAUGGGCUAACCAUGGACCAGUUUCCAAUAAUUAGCACCAACAGCUAGGCAUUACAUUGUCUGUGCUGGAUCAUUCAGCAUCACGGCCUGCUCGAUGUCUGCCACUGCAGAGGGCAUUCGUGCCCUCAGAUCCGAGCGCACGGUAGCCAGAUGGACAUAUUGGCCCGGCCGGGAUAUGUAGUAAUUAGGUGUCCAUAAUGAAUUGCUGGUGAUUGAAGCUGCAGGUUGUUGGGGCAAAAUUACAUGUCUAUGCUGAUUGUAAAGAGUAGAAACCAUGCCAGUUAGUUAGUUUUAUUUGAGUUGGUGUAUGUAUGUAAUGAGUUCAUCAAUUCUUUAUAGAAGAGAAGUAGCUAGCUAGUUAAUUGCAGAAAGCUAGGGAGCAUGCAUAUAUAUACAGAAGAAGCAGAGAACUGAUGGAUGCAGCUCGGACAUCAUUUCUACUGGAUCAGCCUCUGAUCAUAACAAAGAGAUGUGUGCGCUUGAUGCAUUCCAUGCAUACAGUGGAGGAGCUAGGGGGGCAAGCGCCCCCGCUCAGACUAAUUUUUUUACUAGUAUUACUUAUAAUAUGUUUCUUGCCCCGACUUCUUUUUUAAUUUUAA